Messenger RNA from Arabidopsis lyrata subsp. lyrata, 2037 nucleotides. RefSeq lists its product as uncharacterized. The record is from RefSeq and is a predicted model, not a curated record. Lineage: Eukaryota; Viridiplantae; Streptophyta; Magnoliopsida; Brassicales; Brassicaceae. Gene Ontology annotation, molecular function: calmodulin binding.
UUUAGCUUUUAUAAAAUUCAUGAUCAAAUAAACCCUUUUAGGGUGGCAAGAAUCGGAAAAAAAUUAAAGGAUAUGAUAUCUUUUGGUCAAAGACAUUUUUUUUUGUCACAUACAUUACUCAUUUAUCAAUUAUCUAAAUACAUUUUGUUUAUCAACCAAUACGUGCUAAUAAAAAAAAAAAAUAGGUAUUGCUUAGUUUGGUUCUCUCAAACAAAUUAAUAAAAAAAAGUUAGAUUUUGCUUAGUUUGGUUAACUCAAACAAAUUAAUAAAACAAAAAUGCUUUAUUUGUCGGUUCACAAUUUCAUGAAUAUAUAGAAGGAAAUUUUAUUUUUGGUUAGGCUUAAAAAGAAGAACAUAAUGCUCAUUUAGCGGGAGACGUUAUAAGAGAACAAAAAAAUGUUGAUUUAGAAGCAAUUAUUAAGAAACAGAAAGUGGACUUCAAAAGCAAAAACAUGCAAUUGCAAAUGUUUUAUUUAAAGAGCAAAAAAAGACAUAAAAGAAAGUAAAAGCUUCAAACAUAGAAGCCUCAAGCCUCUCACAGGUUUGCCUUGGAAAGAUCAAUGGUUCAGUGUAAGACUGCUCAAGCUUUGUUAGGGCAAGGACAUGGGAGGAGCCUUGGACCGGAGAUGAUGAAGAAGAGACCAAGACCUAGUAGGCUUCCUCAACCAACGACACCGGAGAAGCAGAUCGUUGCUAAAGUCACAGGCGGGUCACCUAAUUAUAUGAAGGGAACGAGGAGUUCAGAGGCUAGGAGACAGAGCCAAAGUGUUCAAGCUGGUUUAGACAAGAAGAGCCAGACCGGUAAGAAACUCGAUUCUUGCAAUAGAGAUAAGAAACAGAGUAGUAGUAGUAGGUCUUUGAAAAAGGGUCUGAGUUUCAAGAGAAGUGGUAGGAGUAGUCAUCGUUGGGAUGUGAAUGCGCAUAGAGCAACUUGUUCUUCGUUUCUUAAAAACUCAAAGUUCACAGAGGAUAUGAUGCUUACUUCUCCUGCUGUCUUGAAAGUCUGUCCUUAUACGUAUUGUUCACUCAACGCGCAUCUUCACCGCCAAUUCCCACCUCUUCAAAGCUUUAUAUCCGCAAGGAGACGCUCCUUGAAGUCCCAUGCAGGUAUAAAGAUGAGUGGUGAAUGUGCUGAUGGUUGUGUGGAAAUCUAUGUUGAUGAGAAGAAAGAAAAUAGAAGCACUCGAGAAACUGAUAUCAAAGUAAUCGAGGAGGUGGAAUGGGAAGAGGCUGAAGAUUUAGAUUCUGAAAGUGCAGAGAUGGUGAGCUUACUAGAAGGUGAAGGCAUUGAAUCAUGUGGCUAUGGUAAUGAAAACAUCGGUAUGAUGACUGAAAACUUUGCGAUUCUUGAACAAUCAGAAAAUUCAAGUGAGGAUCAAGAACGUGAAGAGGAUGGUUUCUCGGAUAACACAAUCAACACUUUUUUAUCUGAACAAUUGAUUAUACAAGAUGACAUCAAUCUAGGGAAUGCUCUUGAUGAGAAGCUGGACUCCAAGGAAGCUGAAGUUUGGAAGGCAGCAGAUGGAGAGAAAGUGAAAGAGCGGAUUAAACUUGUAUCGGAAACAGAGGAAACUCUGUUAUCUCUUGCCCAAAAACCCUGCAACCGAGAAGAGUGCACUGAGGAUUGGAAGGGAUUCAACCCAAGAGAACCCAAUUACAUUCAAACCUCCGUAGAGCUGAGCAGCGAAACAGUUGAUCUCAAGCAUCAGGACAUGGAUGAGAGGAAGAACGCAGAGGAGUGGAUGAUUGAUUAUGCUCUGCAACACACCGUAAGUAAACUUGUUGUAGAAAGGAAGAAGGAUGUGGCAUUGCUCGUUGAGGCAUUUGAAACAACAGUACCUAAAUAAACUUCACCAGCUUUCACUUAAGCAAGACACCUUCAAGCUUGCAGUUAACAUGCCUUCAAAGCCUUGGAACCAAGUGAGCUUAUGAAUGAUGAACUCUUUUUUUUUUUUUUAGUGAAUGGCUUUGAGUCUUUGACUUAUGUUUGGGGUAUUUGAGACUAAUUUGGAAAAUGUGACUUAAUCAAAUGCUGA